AUGCAACCAAAUCACUAUGACCUAUUAGGUCAGGUGCAACACGAAGACCCUCGUUUGAACGGUCGACUGACGCGCGACCUUCAUCAGUCGUCGCGCGAUCAUCUACUGCCUCAUCAGUCACGUUCUCCCGCAACCCGCGGCCCCACGAGAUCAGAAGAUUCCUGGAUCGAGGUCUCCUCGCAGCCCUCGUCCUCAUCCCUCUCAUCCGCAGGCACCAACGACGAUAUCAUCACGACCGGUCUCCGUGUCCAACAACAAGAUCCCGCUCGGUACCAUCGAAGCCGACGGCGACGGUUGCAACAGCUUGCAGCUAUCACCACAGCUCAAGUAGACUAUUCAUCUCGCGAACACAGUAGCAGUCAGGAUGAAUAUGAGGAAAGCGAGAGUGAAUCUGAUCAGGUGCUCAGCAGCUCCGAGGAUAUGACACGUCCGCCAGAGAGACCGCAUCCCUUCUUGGUACAAACAGGUCCUUCCCCACUGCCGUUGGAUGUCCCUUCGGAUGAAGGUGAGGAUGACGACGAUAACUCCACGGCACUUGGCAUGCGCAUCAGCCCAUCUCCAUUUGUCCCUCAACCGAAUGUCUUCUCUCAUCCGCCAGCAACCCAGGACCCAUCAUGGACACGUCCUACGGAACAGCGGCAUCGCGCGGAACCCAGCGAGGUGUCAACAUCCAGUCGUCGGACCGCUAUUCGGGCCCGGCGAGAUUCACAAGCCAGCAUCCGCUCUACUCGCAGAUCAUCCUACCAGCACAGUCCGUACAACAUGAUCUCGCCGUCUCACCACGCCGAUCAUGAUGCUGCUCUCCGUGCCAGUCUCUCCACACUUCUUUCUUGCGCCGCAGCAGCUCGGGGUCUGCCAAAGUCUGAUGCCCAACCCACCCAGUCCGGUCCCUCGCGAGCACCAGCACCGUCAUCGUUCCGUCUUGUCUCCGAAUCGGUCGCGAUGGGGGAGAUCUGCGAGGAAGAAGCAACAGGAGCGGAUCCCGCAGAGGCAACUCGGUCCCCGCGAUCAAGACCAUCUCCACCACCAUAUUCCCCCCGGAGUAUCCCGUCCGCGCCCCCACGAGCCAAACGACGGUCAAGUCCGUCAAAGGAGCGUAGUCACUCCGCAAAGAAAACCCGUCGAGGCAGCACCGUUGACCCCAUCGGUACUGCCAGCCCGACCAUCAUGACCUGGGUGAUCAGCGCGGGCGUCGUGGUCCUGUUCUCAGCCAUCAGCUUCUCCGCAGGCUACGUGCUUGGCCGCGAAGUCGGCAGACUCGAAGCCAGCACCGGGAUUGGCGCGAUUAACGACGGCCCAGGGGGUAGAGUAGCUACCGGCUGCGGUCAAGAAGCAGUCCGGGGCAGCCUGAAGCGAUUCCGCUGGGGAACAGGGACCUCCGCCUCCGGCAUCAUGGCAUAA
Molecule: messenger RNA, 1401 nt
Organism: Aspergillus homomorphus CBS 101889
Lineage: Eukaryota; Fungi; Ascomycota; Eurotiomycetes; Eurotiales; Aspergillaceae
Exons: 2
Coding region: 1-1401 (466 amino acids)
Source: RefSeq, a predicted model, not a curated record